AUGUCGGCCAAGGACCUGGACAUUUCCGUCUCGUACGAGCAGCUCGAGGACCUCGAGGAGGAUUUCGAGGAUGUUGAGCUGGAGCUGCUGCGCCAGCAGGCCAAGCUGUCCAAGGACCUCUACGCCAAGCGCGAGAAGAUUGUGGCGCAGAUCCCCAACUUCUGGCCCCUCGUUUUCGAGCAGUCGCCGCCCGAGAUUGACGAGUACAUCCAGCCCACCGACUCGGCGCUCCUGAUGGGCGCCCUCAAGUCGCUGUCGGUCGAGCGCUUCGAGCUGCCCGAGGGCGACCCCCGCAGCCUCGCCAUCACGUUUGAGUUUUCCGAGAACGACCACUUCGAGAACACGAAGCUGGAGAAGAAGUUUUGGUGGCGCGAGUCCAAGGACGGCUGGGCCGGCCUCGUCUCGGAGCCCGUCGACAUCAAGUGGAAGUCGGCCGACAAGGACCUGACGGGCGGCGCGCUGGCGCUGGUCAAGCAGAUCUACGAGGACGACAAGGCCGGCAAGGCGCAGGAGGAGACCGAGUCCAAGAAGAAGCUGCGCGAGCUGCUCGAGAACACGGGCAUCGGCGGCGCCAGCUUCUUCUCCUUCUUCGGCUUCCGCGGCCGCUACGUCACGGCCGAGGAGAGCCGCGAGGCUACCAAGGCGUCCCAGGAGAAGCGCAAGGCGCGCAAGGAGGGCAAGGAGGUCGAGGUCAAGGAGGACGAGGACGAGGACGAGGAGGAUGACGACGACGAGUACGAAUUGGAGAUCUUCCCCACGGCCGACGACCUGGCGGUGUGCAUCGCCGAGGACCUGUGGCCGGGCGCCAUCAAGUACUUCAUCCAAGCGCAGGAGCAGGACGCCCUGAGCGACAUGGACUUUGAGUCCGACGACGAUGAGGAGAUGGAGGAGGCUGACAAUGGCGACGAGAAGCCCCCGCAGAAGAAGCGCAAGGCUUAG
Messenger RNA from Purpureocillium lilacinum, 939 nucleotides. RefSeq lists its product as uncharacterized. Gene Ontology annotation, cellular component: nucleus; chromatin. NCBI's taxonomy places the organism in Eukaryota, Fungi, Ascomycota, Sordariomycetes, Hypocreales, Ophiocordycipitaceae. Gene Ontology annotation, molecular function: chromatin binding; histone binding. The record is from RefSeq and is a predicted model, not a curated record. Gene Ontology annotation, biological process: nucleosome assembly.